This is a messenger RNA of Camellia sinensis, 2047 nucleotides long. The record is from RefSeq and is a predicted model, not a curated record. Lineage: Eukaryota; Viridiplantae; Streptophyta; Magnoliopsida; Ericales; Theaceae.
GAGAGAGAGAGAGCGAGAGAGAGAGGAGAGUGGGUAAGGGAUCUCUCUCUUAAUAAUUUUUAUCCCGUCGUCUGCGGGGAAGGAAAUCCAAAGGGACCAAAUCUACUCUACUCUUUUUCUUUUCAUUUGUAUUUUUGUUUUUGCUUUUCUUUGAAUUAUUUUUUGUUUUUGUUUUGUGAUUUGCGUGUUUGGACUGGAAUGGGAAAAGACCUUGCUCCUAGUGUAUGUCAUUUUCCGUGAUAUACUCUCCCUCCAGGGUGUAACAUAAACCAAUCCCAAAUCCUUCAACCUUUCUGGAAUUCCUCUUUUCUUUCUUGAAUUUUUGCCCAUUCCAUCUCUCUCUCUCUCUCUCUCUCUCUAUAGCAUGUGUCUUUGAAGAAGAUAUAGGGGAGUCUUCUUUCUCUAUCUUCAUCCUUCUUUAAGUUUUCUUUCCGCUUUAGUCUUUAAAGCUUUGCAUACCAACCAAGCUGUUUCUUUCGUAACUUUCUAUACUUGAGAAGCCAAGUUUUCUGUCUCACAAAUCUCCAAAGAAAUCGAAAAGCUCAAGAACCACUUACAAACAUAGUUGUAGUCUUUUCUUUUCUUUUUUUUUUUCUUUCUUUUACCUUCUUUUUAAAAUUAUUUAUUUUUAUUUUAUAUGUUGGAGUCAAUUAAGAUCAGAGAAAAGCCACACCAUUUGUUAACAGAAUCCAAUAAAAAUGCCCUUGGAAGGGAUUUUUAUUGAACCCUCUUCAAACCCACAUCAAGUUCCUGAUCUCUCUCUCCACCUUAGUCCCCCCAACAGCACUACAUCAAUUUGCAGUAUUGAAGAAUUAGACACAACAAAGUUCAACCUCUCGAUCCGCCACGAAACCCUCAAGUCCAACACCGCCAGCUCUUUCAGAACCGACACCUACCAAGCUUGCACGGAGCUCUCUCUAGCCCACCCGGCAAAUACCCUCAAAGACGGUGGUCCAUGCCCUAGAAAUUUCACUGGUGGAGCCCAAGUACAACCACAAACCCCUUAUCAUCAUCAUCAUCAAAGCCACUAUAUCCACCAAUACCCUAGUAGUGCUAGUGCUAGUACUAGUACCCAGUUAAAUCACAUAAACCAUGGUGUUUCUUUGCUCAAUGUAUCAUCGGAUGGCUUGGAGCCGAUCAAGGGUAUUCCUGUGUAUCACAACCGUAAAUUCCCCUUCUUGCCAUCGGACAAUGCUAGAGAUCCCAAAAUGUCCUUGUAUCCAAUGUCUUCACCUUACUUGGUCAAUAGUUUGGAUCCCACCAUGUCCAUCUUGAACUCGAGGCCUAACACGUCUUUGUCGCCUCACCGGAUAACCGGUGCCAUGAGGAUUAAUGGGUUGUCGUCGUCGUACCCACUGCAGCAUCAUCGACACCAUAAUCAGUAUGGAAAUGGAUGUGGAGUUGGGGCUUCUGCUCAUGAGAUGAUGAGAUCGACAAGGUUCAUUCCCAAGCUCCCAACCAAGAGGAGCAUGAGGGCGCCGAGGAUGCGUUGGACGAGCACUCUUCAUGCCCGAUUUGUACAUGCGGUGGAGCUUCUUGGCGGCCAUGAAAGGGCUACUCCAAAGUCAGUUCUUGAGCUCAUGGAUGUCAAAGAUCUCACACUAGCUCAUGUCAAGAGCCAUUUACAGAUGUAUCGAACUAUUAAAACCACUACUACUGACAAGCCUGCAGCUUCCUCAGGGCAAUCGGAUGGGUCUGGUGAAGAAGAAAUGUCUACAAUGGGCAAUGCAAGUGACCGAAGUCAGUUCAUUGACCAAAGAAGCGGUCUUUCUGACGGCUCUUUCCCACAAGAAACAGACUUUCCUUCUACUCUCCGGACUAGUUCUUCAAGCAACGGAGAGGCUUGGUUGCAAACUAGCUCCAACGACAACAAUGGGCUUAGACCAUUAACCUUGCCAUCAAGACAAAGAUCUGGGCACAACAUAGAGGUAUUGACUUAAAGUCACCACACUGUUCGGCAUGUUUAUAUUGAAUGGAUUUUACGUUUACAUACUGAAAUUUAUAGAAACAUAAGCUCCUUCCUAAGGAAACUUUGUUUUCCUUUCAA